This is a messenger RNA of Purpureocillium lilacinum, 2457 nucleotides long. RefSeq lists its product as uncharacterized. Gene Ontology annotation, molecular function: small GTPase binding; guanyl-nucleotide exchange factor activity; ubiquitin binding. Gene Ontology annotation, biological process: vesicle-mediated transport. Gene Ontology annotation, cellular component: cytosol; endocytic vesicle. Lineage: Eukaryota; Fungi; Ascomycota; Sordariomycetes; Hypocreales; Ophiocordycipitaceae. The record is from RefSeq and is a predicted model, not a curated record.
AUGGCUCCGCCGGAGCAGCCGACGGGCGACGAGGUUUCCACAAGCCCGCCCGCCGGCCAUGCUGCGGAUGCUCCCGAGACGAGGCCAGCUCGAGACCCCAAGCCCGACGCCGACGACCGCGGCGAGGCUCCCGAGGUGGCGGCUGAGACCACGACCCCCUCCCAUGACGCCGUUCUGCACACCUCCUCUACCGAUGACCAUGGCGGCGUAGCCUCCGGGGGUGAGCCGCGGCCGACCGCUGGCUCUCAGUUGGCCUCCACAACCAUGCCCGACGACGCAACCGCCAAGGGAGCUUCCAAAGACACACUGCUUCGUCCAUCUACACCUGUCAAGGGCAAGCAACCUGCCACGAGCUCGGACCAGCCCUCCGAUGCCAUGGCCUCCUCGGUAGCCACCCUCAAGGCGUCCACACCUACUCCUCUCAACGACACAAACUCCCAAUUCCUCACCGCUGAACCAUCCAGCUACGUUGAUCCCACGCCCGCCACUCCGAGAACCUCCCAGCCGCCCUCACGGACCCCCUCGCACGCCAGGUCCGUCCAGUCCGACGACGACCACUCCCCCUUCAGAUCCGACGAAGAGAAGCGGUACGCCAGCGAGGACGAGCAAGAUGGCGGUUCACGAUCCGAGAUCCAGAGCAUCAUGGAGCAGUUCAGCGAAGCCGGCGGCGGCCCCGGCGAGGAAGAGGUCAUGAGCCCUAGGCUGGAGAUCACCUCUCCCAUACUCGGCGGCCCCAUGCAACACCCUCCCCGCAAGUCCAGCCUCGAGCCUCUCGCCCCCUCCAUCUCCAGCCAGUUGCAUGACUUCAACGCCUUGCGCCUGACCACCUCGUCGCCCGCCGCCGUGGGUGCUGACGAACGCUCGCCAGACGAACAGGGACCCCCGGUACCCCCCAAGGAUGGCGCGUUCGGCACUCCUCCGCGCCCCAAGGCCGAGCGAAAGGCCUCUCUCAUCGCAUCCCCCGCCUCGCCCCCGCUUCAGAUGCACCGCCCUCCUCCCCCGGAGCCCGAGCCCGAACCGGCUCUGCCGUUCGAUUUCCACCGGUUCCUGGAGCAGCUGCGAAACAAGAAAGCCGAUCCCGUGGCAAGAUAUCUUAAGUCGUUCUUGUCCGAGUUUGGGAAGAAGCAGUGGAUGGUUCACGAGCAGGUCAAGAUCAUUAGUGACUUCCUGGCCUUCAUCGCCAACAAGAUGAUGCAGUGCGAGGUCUGGAGGGAUGUGUCCGAUGCCGAGUUCGACAACGCUCGCGAGGGAAUGGAGAAGUUGGUCAUGAAUAGGCUCUACACGCAGACCUUCUCCCCAGCCAUUGCGCCUCCCAAGCCUAUUCCCGGUGCCAAACCAAAGAAGAGAGGAGGGGAUAUUCCCAUGGGACCCGGCCGCCGUGGGCAGCACCAGGAAGACGUCGAGAGAGAUGACGUUUUAACACAGAAGAUCAACAUCUACGGAUGGGUCAAAGAGGACCACCUCGACAUCCCGCCCGUAGGCGAGAGCGGGCGGCGCUUCCUGAAACUGGCACAACAAGAGCUUCUGAAGAUCAAGUCGUACAGAGCGCCGCGGGACAAGAUUAUCUGCGUCCUAAACUGCUCCAAGGUCAUAUUUGGCCUACUCAAGCACAACAAGUCGGACUCAUCGGCCGACUCAUUCAUGCCCUUACUCAUCUACGUCGUGUUGCAGUCCAACCCCGAACAUUUAGUGUCUAAUGUCCAAUACAUUCUGCGGUUCCGCAAUCAGGAGAAGCUCGGUGGCGAGGCGGGAUACUACCUGUCCUCCCUGAUGGGGGCAAUCCAGUUCAUCGAAAACAUGGAUCGUUCGUCGCUGACAAUUUCCGACGAUGAGUUCGAGAAGAACGUCGAGGCCGCCGUCUCCGCCAUCGCAGAGAGGCAUCAGGCCAUCUCGCCGGUCAUCACGCAGCAGGCCACGUUCAACGAGAAGCACCCCUUGCACCCCCCAGGGGAGUCCUCCAACAGACCAUCAACCGAUGGAGCGGAUGGGGCGCCUCCUCGGCGCUCAACAUCCUCAUAUGACGGCGAGCCGCGGGACGACGGGGCUGCCAUAUCUGGGAUCCUGCGAACCAUCCAGAAGCCCCUCUCAACAAUCGGGCGCAUCUUUUCCGACGAGGGCGGCUCGUCGUCCUCAGCGCCGGUCAGCGCGCCACGUUCACCCGCCCCUCCUGAGCCGCCCCAGCCCCAUGCGCGGCAUCAUCGCGAAGAGGGCGGCGAGGACGCCCGGCGACAUGCAUCGGGCCGGCACGUGCUCUCGGCCGAGGAGGCGGCCGCCAGACAGGCCAGCGCCGAGGUGGCCGAGGCGCAGCGGCUGCAGCGCGCAGAGCACGCCAACGUGGUCGAGACGCUGUCGGGCAUGUUCCCCGACCUGGACCGCGAGAUCAUUAGCGACGUGGUGUACCAGAAGGAGGGAAGGGUUGGUUUGGCCGUCGACGCCUGUCUUGCAUUAUCCACGUAG